AUGCUUAGUAUUGACGAUGAUAUUAAAAGACUACCUGAACAGAAGGAUAAUAUUAAUUUAGUAAGACAAUAUGAACGAAGACAAUUAAGAUUAGGUAAACGACUUGCUUAUAUACUUCGGUAUGGUGCAGAAAAAGAAGGUUGCCGAGUUGAUGAAGGUUGGAUUCCAUUAGAAGAUCUUAAAAAAGUUUCACUUUUAAGUGAAUACACAGAAAAUGAAUUACUUGGAGAAAUUCAAACAUCAUAUUCAUAUAGAAAAACACAUAGAUAUCAAUGGGAAAAACGUCCAAAUGGAGUUUAUGUUCGAGCAGCUUAUGGUCGAAAAUUUGAACGAAAUCCAUUUCAUCAUCAAACUCAAAUACGUCGUUUAUUAGAUUUAACAUUAGAAUAUGUUUGUCAAAAUAUUGAUAAAUAUGAUUUUGAAGGAUUUCCUGAUGAAUUUUUAAUCAAUGAAAUAAUUCAUCGUAUGAAAAGAAAUGGUAAAUUAACUAGUAAAGUAUUGCAAAGUUUACUCUCCGAAACAAUAGAACAUUUAGAUCUUGAUGGCAUUUAUUUAACAGAAUCAGGCAUUAGAGCUGUUUGGAAAAAAUGUCCAUAUUUAAAAGUACUUUCAUUAAAAAGUUGUGGAUAUGUAUUAAAUGAUCAUUAUUGUGAACAAAUUAUUCGAAAAUGUACAUUAAUUGAAUCACUUGAUUUAUCCUAUUGUCGACAUUUAACUGAUCGAACUUUGAAUAAUUUAAUAAAAUAUUAUUCAAAUAAUCUUUUACAUCUUGUACUCGCUGGAAAUCAUAAUUAUACUGGUGAUGCUAUUGUACGUCUUGUAUCUGAAUGUGAACAAUUAAAACAACUUGAUAUAUGGGAUAAUCCUAAUUGUACAAAUGAUAUUCUUAAUAUUCUAAUAGCUUUAGGAAAAUCACGUGGAGAGAAUCGUGUAAUUACUAUUGUACAUAAAAAUCUUCAACAUCCUGCUGUGGCACCUGACAAUCCAUGGGCAGUUAUUCAUGCAAAACUACAUUGA
Messenger RNA from Adineta steineri, 1017 nucleotides. The record is from the annotation of a GenBank genome assembly. NCBI's taxonomy places the organism in Eukaryota, Metazoa, Rotifera, Eurotatoria, Adinetida, Adinetidae.